Messenger RNA from Lindgomyces ingoldianus, 579 nucleotides. RefSeq names its product kinase-like protein. Gene Ontology annotation, molecular function: protein serine/threonine kinase activity; ATP binding. The record is from RefSeq and is a predicted model, not a curated record. Gene Ontology annotation, cellular component: cytoplasm. The transcript is spliced from 2 exons. Gene Ontology annotation, biological process: protein phosphorylation. The annotation marks the transcript as partial. Lineage: Eukaryota; Fungi; Ascomycota; Dothideomycetes; Pleosporales; Lindgomycetaceae.
GUAAUUGAGGAAGUCAGAGAUGUAACAACUGGCCUUUGCUUUGCUAAAAAGACCUUCCGGUUAGACGCAGGCCGAUUAGACGAAGCUAAACAGAUUCUCCGUCACGAGGCUCAAACUAUUCGGGGCCUGGCACCACACCCUCACGUCAUCCGAAUUCACACGACCUAUAUUGUUGAGAAGAAGUUAGCUGUCAUUCUACAGCCUGCUGUUAGUCAAGGAGCCCUUGCUACAUUUCUGUCAAUCUUUAGAAACGUGGGCGAGCAUGAAAAUGCGUUCAUUAUACGAAGAGCGUUUGGAUGCCUACCCCGUUGCAUGGACUACAUGCAUAGCGAUGCGCUUAGCCACAUGCUAUUCAUCAGAAACAAGGAUGCCAAACCUCGUAACAUUCUUUUUCACCAAGAUUUUACAGAUUUCGGUUUAUCAAACCACUGUACUCACCGGCAUACUACUACUAGCGUCAGGCCAGCGCAGUUCACGGCAAAAUACUGCGCUCCCGAGGCCGCGGACCUUAAUAACAGGAACAGGAAAUCGGACAUCUUCUCGCUGGGUUGCGAGUUCCUAGAUAUGUUCGCUUCUCUC